Molecule: messenger RNA, 2329 nt
Organism: Heteronotia binoei (common prickly gecko)
Lineage: Eukaryota; Metazoa; Chordata; Lepidosauria; Squamata; Gekkonidae
Gene: SPNS2
Product: SPNS lysolipid transporter 2, sphingosine-1-phosphate
Exons: 13
Coding region: 187-1791 (534 amino acids)
Biological process (GO): transmembrane transport; sphingosine-1-phosphate receptor signaling pathway; lipid transport
Cellular component (GO): membrane
Molecular function (GO): transmembrane transporter activity; sphingolipid intramembrane carrier activity
Source: RefSeq, a predicted model, not a curated record
GCUCCCCCCGCGGCGCCCCAGCCCGGCGGGGGCGGAGCCUGGGCCGCCCCCUGUCGGCUCUGCCUGGCGGAGCAGCUCCGCCAGGGCAGCCAACCAGGCGGCCGAGCCCGGGCAGCCCAAGAUGCGGCGCUGAUCGCCGGCCGGGCAGCAGGUGCGUUUCUGCCACCGCCGCCCCAGCCGCGGCUCAUGAUGUGUUUGGAGAGCGACGGUGCGUCGGGCGGCGGCCCUCCCGGCUGCAGCGGGCGCCUCCGCGUUUCGGCGGCCGGCGACGACGAGGACGAAGACGACGGAGGAGGCGGCGGCGGGGAUCGGGGCGGCUGCUGCGGGCGGAGCGGCGAGGUGCAGACCCUCUCCGGCGCCCUCCAUGCGCCCUGCGGGGCCAAGAGCGCAGCCGGCGCCGAGCGCUCCAAGGCAGCUGCGGCGCCCAGCUUGGGCAGAGCCCGCGUGGCCGCCGCCGGCAUCCUCAGCGUGGGCAAUGUGCUGAACUACCUGGACAGGUACACCGUGGCAGGGGUCUUGUUGGACAUCCAGCAGCAUUUUGGAGUCAAAGACAGUGGAGCUGGCUUGUUGCAAACAGUUUUCAUCUGUAGCUUCAUGGUUGCAGCACCGAUAUUCGGUUACCUUGGCGACCGUUUCAACCGAAAGAUUAUCCUGAGCUGUGGGAUCUUUUUCUGGUCAGCAAUCACUUUUUCCAGCUCCUUUAUCACUGAACAGUAUUUCUGGCUCUUUGUCCUCUCGCGAGGCUUGGUUGGCAUUGGCGAAGCCAGCUACUCGACCAUCGCCCCCACCAUCAUUGGAGAUCUCUUCACCAAAAACACCCGGACGCUAAUGCUCUCCGUCUUCUAUUUUGCAAUCCCCCUGGGCAGCGGUUUAGGUUAUAUCACCGGAUCAAGCGUCAAGCAAGUUGCUGGUGACUGGCACUGGGCCCUGCGGGUCUCUCCGCUUUUAGGAAUGAUCACUGGGACUCUCAUCUUGAUAUUUGUUCCUGCUGCUAAGCGAGGCAAUGCUGAACAACUGGGAGCGCAGCUGAAGGCUCGGACCUCCUGGCUGAGAGACAUGAAGGCCCUGAUAAGAAAUCGCAGCUAUGUCUUCUCCUCCCUGGCUACCUCGGCCGUCUCCUUUGCCACAGGAGCUCUGGGAAUGUGGAUCCCUCUCUACCUUCAUAGAGCGCAGGUGGUCCAGAAAACAGCAGAGACAUGCACAUCGCAGCCCUGUGGGACCAAGGACAGUUUGAUUUUCGGAGCCAUCACCUGCUUCACCGGUUUCCUGGGUGUGAUCACUGGGGCCGGGGCAACCAAGUGGUGUCGGCUGAAAACGCAGCGAGCGGACCCUCUGGUUUGUGCCGUGGGAAUGCUGGGGUCAGCAAUCUUCACCUGUCUCAUCUUUGUCGCGGCCAAGAGCAGCAUUGUGGGAGCCUACGUCUGUAUUUUUGUCGGUGAAACUCUCCUGUUCUCAAACUGGGCUAUAACAGCUGACAUACUAAUGUAUGUGGUCAUCCCGACACGCCGGGCAACAGCUGUGGCUUUGCAGAGCUUCACAUCACACCUUCUGGGAGACGCUGGGAGUCCCUACCUGAUUGGAUUUAUCUCCGACCUGAUACGCCAGAGCACAAAAGAGUCCCCACUCUGGGAAUUCCUCAGCUUAGGCUACGCUCUCAUGCUGUGUCCUUUUGUCGUCGUCCUGGGGGGGAUGUUUUUCCUCGCCACGGCCCUCUUCUUCUUAAGCGAUCGAGCCAAAGCUGAACAACAGGUAAAUCAACUCAUGAUGCCUCCAGCUUCUGUGAAAGUCUAAAGCGCUGCCACGUCAGACGAUGAAGGAGACCUUUUGUGAUCUCCGGUUCAAGACAUUGAAACGACCACCUGCGUGGCAGCCUUCCCCUUCUCCAGCCUCUCUGCGGUUGGAGCCAAAGGAAAAUUCAGAUGCAGAACACGUUGACUGUGGCUAUGGCAAGGGCACAUGGACACAAUUUGUAUCUGCAAGAAUUGUCCUUACACCCUGCCCCAAAGGGACCCUUCUGGCCAGAAUUGUCCCUCCUGCUCCAGUAGGGGUCACCUUGAAGAUUGUGGUACAGCCGGCCUUUCAGCCAAUGGCAAUCCUUUGCCUUGUUCAUUGGGGCAAACCUUCAUCCUCUUUAAAACCCGGAUGCCUUUGCCAGCAACCCCAUUUCCAACCAGAGACGUUACCCCAGCUGGAGAGGCAAGCCUUGCCCAAGGAUUAAGCCCCGAGAUGUACUUUGUAUUCAGUCAUCUCCUAAGAUAAUCUCUGUCUGUUUGCAGAAGGCUAAAGAGAGGGGACUCGAUGGACUUUUUCUUUUUAAAUUAAGGCUUUA